AGGACAACUGCUGGGAUCUUAACCAAGCAAGCUAAAAACAACUUCUAAUCUACUGAUCUUAACAGAUUUUUUUUCAAAUUCAGAAAACGAUGGAAUCCAAAAUGACAUGCCAGGUGAGCGACAUGUGGCGCCCCAAGUUGCCCAAGGGACUGGACAUUGAGAUUUCCCAUCAUCCACUGACCAUGAGGCAGGUGGUCAACCUCAUCGUCGCCAUGGAGAGGUUUAAGGGCAGCAGAUCAACUUCGGUGCUGAGCACCGAAUUCACAGAUGAAAACCUGCUCAACUUCAUGCUAGAGAACUUAGUGGAAGAGAAAAUGGUGUGCGUGUGUGAGUCAACUCCACCUGCAGAACAACAGAUCAUCAGGCAAAAUGAGUACACGUACAGCGUGACUGACAGCGAGAAGAGGAGCUUAGUUCUGGUCCGAAACAGCAUGGAGCUCCACGCAGUGACGCUGCAAGGAGGUGCUGACACCACAAAAGUUAACCUCAGCAUGGCGACCUACUUGCACCCUACAUCCAGCGUUACGGGCAUAACUGUGGCUCUGGGCAUUAAGGAAUCCCCAAAUCUUUACCUGUCUUGCCGCAAGGAUGGUGCUGAGCCAACCUUGCAUCUUGAGGUUGUGGAGGCAGACCGUCUGUCGAGGAUCAGCUCGAACAGCGACAUGGUGCGAUUUCUCUUCUACAGACAGACCACCGGGGUGAACAUCAGCACCCUCAUGUCUGUUGCCUUCCCCAACUGGUACAUCAGCACAGCAGCGCAAAACAACAAGCCAGUGGAAAUGUGCCUGGAGUCCGCCAAUCGCCACCGAAUGUUCAACAUCCGUGAGAUUUAACACCUGCCAAACAAACCCAACGUGGAAGGUGCAUCCGGAGGUCAAGUUAGACCUUCAUCAGAAGAAAAUUUGGAUAUUGUACCAAAUGUAAAAUAUACUGCACUUCUGCUAAUUUAAAUCAAAAACACAACAAAUCAUUUUUUGUUUUUACAAAAGCACAACUUGUCCACUACUAAGACUUCUGCAGGUAUUACAGAGCAUCCAUGUACUGUAUGUACCAUGUACAGAAAGUGAAAUGCUUAGUGUAUUGACAUAAGUCAAGGUUCACCAGCAGGUGGCAUUAUUGAUGGCUAAAUAACAUGAGAAACUGUUAAUGCUUUUAUCUAUUAAUGUAUUUAUAUAUUUAUACA
Messenger RNA from Perca flavescens (yellow perch), 1183 nucleotides. RefSeq names its product interleukin-1 beta. NCBI's taxonomy places the organism in Eukaryota, Metazoa, Chordata, Actinopteri, Perciformes, Percidae. The transcript is spliced from 5 exons. The record is from RefSeq and is a predicted model, not a curated record. Gene Ontology annotation, molecular function: cytokine activity. The coding region runs from base 90 to 833 and encodes 247 amino acids. Gene Ontology annotation, biological process: regulation of non-canonical NF-kappaB signal transduction; cytokine-mediated signaling pathway; macrophage chemotaxis.